This is a messenger RNA of Dimorphilus gyrociliatus, 1519 nucleotides long. Lineage: Eukaryota; Metazoa; Annelida; Polychaeta; Dinophilidae. The record is from the annotation of a GenBank genome assembly.
AUCAUUUAUUCACUACUGACUGAGUUCUUCACACACAAGGAUCAUGUCAAGCUCACGAAGCGCCUUAGUAAUAACUUUUGAAGCAUUAUGCUUCAUUGGCUUUAUUUUACUUUUACCGUUUGCCUUACCUGUUUUGCUCGUAUUACGAAUUUACCGACAUACAAUGAUGCACUUGAUCAAAGAAAAGCAUAAGGACGAUGAUAUAAUUUUUGUUACCGCUGAUGAUUCGAUCUGGUUACAAGACUCGAUAGAGAAUCGAUCAAUCAUUCAUAGCGUUAUUAAAGUCCUUGGUAAACCGGAUGUUGAAAAGUAUAAGAGUAUAUUUAUGAAUAAAUUAAUUAAUCAAGACACAAAGACAGUUAAAUAUGAAAAGUUGGUCAGGUAUGCGACAAAUUUAAAUGGACGAUUUGUUUGGCUGAAAGAAGGAGAUUUCAAGGUUGACGAACAUGUGUAUAUGUCUAAAGAGAAGGAGGGGCAAAAUGAAACGGAAACGUUUCAAAUUUUAGCGGAUAUGGCUUCUAAACCCUUAAAACCGAACAGAGCUAUGUGGGAAUUUAUUGUACUGCCGCAAUACCAAGAGAAUCAAAAACACCACUAUUGCCUCUUCCGAAUUCAUCACAGCGUAGCUGACGGCGUGGGCCUCACUCAGAUAUUUUUUGAAGAAAUUACUGAUAAAAUACCGAAGAUGAUAACUAAAGGAGGGGGAUUUGGUACUAAAUCAAUGAGUGUUGAGCAGAUUGUUAAAGCUAUCUUCCGGGGACCUGCUAGAAUAUUUGAAAAACUAUUCUUUCCCGCCGACAGUCACUGUUUACACGGACCGAAAUUAACAGGAGUGAAAAACUUGGCUUGGAGUGAACCAGUUGAUCUAGCCCUUAUUAAAGAAGUAAAAGAAGCCACUGGAACAACUGUUAAUGACGUUCUCAUGGGGUGCUUGGCAUUGACUUUCCGAGAAUAUUUUGAAAGAUUCUCCCACCUAGUCCCUAAGGAAAUUAAAUGCUACGUUCCGGUGGAUUUGAGAAAGAAGGAUAAAUGUGCUGCAAUGGACAAUCAAUUCUCUCUCCUAAUCUUCCCUAUGCCUAUAGAUUUAGAGGUUGAAAAUCAUUUAGAAUAUGUUAAAGAAGUUAAGAAAAGGAUGGAUGAACUUAAAAAUUCACCUGAUCCAAUUGUAGGAUCUCUUUUCCUUAGAUAUGCUAUGUCUCGAUUCCCUAAAUGGGUAACGCAAAAAGUAUUUGAUUUCCUUGCCGCAAAAUGUACAAUGGUGCUAUCCAACGUUCCUGGACCUGCAGAGAGAAUUAGUAUUGGUGGCGAAGAAGUUGAAGGAAUGAUAUUCUGGCCUCCACAAAGAGCCAACUGCGGCUUAGGAGUGUCAGUCUACUCAUAUGACAAUCAGGUUCGCUUAGGAAUAUUCGUGGAUAAAACUUUGACCUGCAAUCCUAAAAUGCUAACGAACAUGUAUCUUAAACAUCUUAACAGACUGGUUGAACAAGUCAGGGAGCUGAAGAAAGUAAAGAACGAAUAA